AUGCAAACCGUUAAAGACACCGUCGCCUACGCUGUUGACAAAGCAUCUGAGCUCACCAAUGCAGCUUCCAAGGAGGCCAACACGGCGGUCGCGAAAGAUUCCAACGCCAGUCUGUCGACUCGGGCUACUGCCGCCAAGGACGCUGUGGGAGACAAAAUCAACGAAGUAAAAGAUGGCGCGUCUGCCGAAGCCAACAAGCAAAAGGCUACGCACUAA
Puccinia triticina is the source of this 216-nucleotide messenger RNA. RefSeq lists its product as uncharacterized. The record is from RefSeq and is a predicted model, not a curated record. Bases 1 to 216 code for a protein of 71 amino acids. The transcript is spliced from 4 exons. NCBI's taxonomy places the organism in Eukaryota, Fungi, Basidiomycota, Pucciniomycetes, Pucciniales, Pucciniaceae.